AAAUAAAAUAUUUUUUUAAUAUUUUUAAUAUAAAUCUUCAAAACAAAUUUUGUUAAAAUUAUAACUUUCAACUAAUUUAAAAUUUUAUAAAUAAACAUAAUAUUUUUAUUAAUCAUAUUAUAUUGAUAAUUAUUAUAUUUUAUUACAAUAAUAUGUUUUUUAUAUUUUUAAUGUUAUAAUAUGUUAAUAUGUGUAAUUUAUUAUUAAGCCGCUGUGAUAUCUUAUAAUCAACCAGUCACAAAUAUCCCGCAAACGCAACAAUUUUCAAACGUUGUACCAGUCAUACAAAACGCUUAAUAACGUUUGAAACUGCAACCACCUACAUCCGCAAACUCCUGCACCCGCAACCACAACCACAACCACUGCGUUUAAACUCGUCAGGCCCUAAAUAGAUUGAGUCUUGAACAAGUCGGACUGGUGGUCUUAGAGCAUCUCAAAAUGAGGGUCUGAUAGUGGGUUACUCCAACAAAGAUCCCCAAAUUGAUCUUUAAAGUUUUAUGUAAUUUUCAUUUUUGUCCUCAAUUUUUAUAUAAUUUAACUAUAGUCAUUAUAUUUUCAUAGAUAGAUAUAUUAUAACUAGGCCCUAAUUAUAACACAAUAUUUAUAACUACAAUUUAUUAUAACACAAAAUUACAUAAAAUAAUAAUAAAACACACAUUAAUUCAUAAAAUAUAUAAAAAUAUAAAUUACGCAUUAUUGUUAUUUCCAUAGUAUUCCCAUAUAUGAUCAAUCAACGCAUUUUAAAGUAAGAAAUGAGCCUCUUGAGUUUUUAUCUGAAGAUUACGAGUCAAAAAUUGUUGAAAUCGAUAAAAAAAAUUAAUACAAGUUUUUAAACAGAUAAACAUAUGUGAGUUAUAAAUUGAUUAAACACAUAAAUAUAUUUAAAUAUUUAAGUGAAACAUAGUUAUAAGCAACAUGGUUAUAAGGAUUAAAGUGAUAAGAAAAUUAAUACUAGUCUACAUAUAUGUGAGUUAUAAAUUUAUAAAAUCUAAACUGAAAAGUAAAUAGUAUUUUGAGGACUUUAAUAGUUGAACCUAAAAUUUGAAAUUUAACUAUUUAGACUUUCAAAAUUUGAGAGUUUGAAGGUCUGUUAGAAAGCCAAAAACCUCAAAAUUCAAAGGUUCGAGGUCUACAGGAGAUGAUCUUACUGACUGUAAUGGUCUUUAAAACGGGUGGGGCAAUAGCACGAACUGGCAUUUCUAGUUGUUUUUGUCCUUUCAAAAAUAACAUUUUGAUUUCAAGAUUCUGCAUCAUGUUGAUUGUUGAGCAUGUUAGUACUAGUAAUACUAUUAUUAUUUAAAACAAUAAGUCAUACCAAUUGGUCAAGAAGUAUUUAUUAUGCUCAAUCUUGGUUAAAAAAGGAGAGAGGAGAAUGUUUAAAUGGUUGAUGGAGUUAGUUGUAUACUUUUGGGGCAUUAAGUUGAGAAUAAUUUGCUCCUUCAGAAAAGUUUACUGGACUUUGUAAUCUCACACAUCAUAUCCUUGACAUUAAUAUGACAAAAUGGGGAAAUCUGGUUAAGUCAAACCAGUGCUUUAGUCCGGUUCAUUUUUCUAUAUACAUGUUGCAUUAGUGUUAAUUACGUGCACGUGAGCACAAGGUAGAAUAAGAAGAAGAAAAGAAACAGUCAACAUAGUUGCCCGCCUAACGUUUAAUUAACCCCUUCGAAGCCAUUUUAAGCAAAGUUUUGAAUAUAUAGCUCUCACAAAUAUUGUAGAACUUAUCGAAAAGCUAACCAAAGAAAGAAAGUUGCAGAGAGUUAUGGCGAAAAUUGAUGAUUUUGCGCCAUUUCCAGUUAAAGAUCAGCUUCCAGGAGUUGAAUAUUGUGUAUCCAGCUCUCCAAAUUGGCCUGAAGGAAUAGUUCAAGGGUUUCAACAUUACAUUGUAAUGCUAGGAACUACUGUAAUAAUACCUUCCAUACUCGUUCCUCUCAUGGGUGGUGGCGAUGUGCAGAAAGCGGAAGUGAUAAACACAGUCCUGUUCGUGUCGGGAAUAAACACGUUACUACAGAGUUUAUUCGGGAGUAGACUUCCUGUCGUAAUCGGAGCUUCUUAUGCUUACGUCAUCCCUGCUCUAUACAUCACUUUCUCUUACCGAUUCACUUACUAUCUUCAUCCUCACGUGAGAUUUGAGGAGACAAUGAGAGCAAUUCAAGGAGCUCUAAUCAUUGCUUCUAUAAGUCACAUGGUAAUGGGUUUCUUUGGCUUGUGGAGAAUCUUGGUCAGGUCAGGAAGGGGACAUAGAGCUCAUGUUGUGAUAUACUUGUGUAACAAGGAAUCUCAAAACCCUAAUCUUUUGUUUUUUCUUUGUUAUAGGUUUCUCACCCCUCUCUCAGCAGCUCCCCUCGUGAUUCUCACCGGAGUUGGCCUCGUCGUCCUUGCGUUUCCUCAGCUUGCAAGAUGUGUAGAGAUUGGACUCCCAGCGUUGAUCAUACUCAUAAUCUUAUCUCAGUAUCUUCCCCACUUGUUCAAGUGUAAGAGAUCAAUAUGCGAGCAGUUCGCUGUUCUCUUCACAGUAGCGAUCGUAUGGGCUUACGCAGAGAUUCUAACAGCAGCUGGAGCUUACAAUAAAAGACCUGACAGUACACAGCUCAGUUGUCGAACAGACCGGUCCGGUCUCAUUAGUGCUUCCCCAUGGUCUGCCCAUCUUUCAUUUAGAUUUUCCUCUGUUUCCCGAUCAAAACAGAGGAUCUGUCUGAAGAUUUCUUCCUUCUUUCUCAGGGUGAGAAUUCCAUAUCCGUUGCAGUGGGGACGCCCAAGCUUUCAUGCAAGCGAUGCAUUCGCAAUGAUAGCUGCUUCUUACGUGGCUAUUGUUGAGACGACAGGUUCACUCAUUGCUGCUUCAAGAUUUGGUAGUGCGACCCAUAUACCUCCCUCGGUGCUUAGCCGUGGCAUCGGAUGGCAGGGCAUAGGCGUUUUGCUGAAUGGACUGUUUGGAACUGCAACCGGUUCCACUGCUUUGGUUGAAAAUACAGGGCUGCUUGGACUAACAAAGGUUGGGAGCAGAAGAGUGGUUCAGAUAUCUGCUGGUUUCAUGAUCUUCUUCUCCAUUUUUGGCAAGUUUGGGGCUGUUCUUGCGUCCAUACCUUUACCGAUAUUCGCAGCAUUGUACUGUGUUCUAUUCGCCUAUGUUGCUUCUGCAGGACUUGGCCUUCUUCAGUUCUGCAACUUAAACAGCUUCAGGACUAAAUUCAUCCUCGGCUUCUCCAUCUUCAUUGGUCUCUCUGUCGCACAAUACUUCACUGAAUAUCUAUUUAUCUCUGGUUGUGGACCCGUUCACACUCGCACUUCUGCUGUAAGUGUGUUACAUCAUCACUUUAUGUUUGUUUGUGUCUUGAGUGUAAUGAUUCGUUUGUCAUGGACGCAGUUCAAUGUGAUCAUGCAAGUGAUAUUCUCUUCGGCUGCAACGGUUGGGAUAAUGGCAGCCUUCUUGCUGGACUGUACUCAUAGCUAUGGACACCCUUCGGUGAGGAGAGACAGUGGAAGACAUUGGUGGGAGAAGUUCAGAGUCUACUACACUGAUACUCGAACUGAAGAGUUCUACGCAUUGCCUUAUAACCUCAACCGAUUCUUCCCUUCUUUCUAAAACUCUGAGACUCAGUUUCUUCAGUGUGUGAAACCUGUAUCUAGAGAGAGAUCUAUGUACCACAAAACAAGAUCCCAACUAGAAAACUUUUGUAUGUUUCUUUUAUCUUGUGUUUGCUUAGAGAUUGUAACAGCUACAUAUUCCAGAGUGACUAGGCAAAUUGAGAUUCAAAC
Molecule: messenger RNA, 3756 nt
Organism: Brassica rapa (field mustard)
Lineage: Eukaryota; Viridiplantae; Streptophyta; Magnoliopsida; Brassicales; Brassicaceae
Product: nucleobase-ascorbate transporter 4
Biological process (GO): transmembrane transport
Cellular component (GO): membrane
Molecular function (GO): transmembrane transporter activity
Source: RefSeq, a predicted model, not a curated record